AUGUCCAGCCUCGACAAACCUUUCUCCUCUUCACUCAGCAAAAAGCGGUACGCCCCUGACUCCGACACCGACUCCAACACCGCCGGCCUGCCCUCAAUGAAGCGCAACAAGGGCGAGAACGGCGAGCUGCCGGAGAAGAGCAAGACGCCCAAAGUCGACUCCGACAGCGAUGCCUCAUCCACGAAGAAGUCCGCCAAGAAUCCGUACCUCGCGCACCUCGAGGACGACGGCAGCAACGGCAACGAUGGCGGCGUCUUUGGCCAGGGCAAGGGCAAGCAGCCUCUGUACAGCAGCGACGAUAACGGCUUCGCCGGCAUGACGCGCCACCAGACGACGGCCGAGCAGGUCUCGCGGGUUGAGCACGAGGAGUACAACGCCUUCACGGGCCGCCCGCACACGCAGCAGUACUUCCGCAUCCUCGAGACGCGCAAGGGCCUGCCGGUGCACAAGCAGCGCCAGGAGUUUUUGGACAUGUAUCACAGCACGCAGAUUCUCGUGUUUGUCGGCGAGACGGGUUCGGGCAAGACGACACAGAUUCCCCAGUACAUUCUCUACGAUGAUAUGCCGCAGCUGAGCCGCAAGAUGGUUGCGUGCACGCAGCCGCGGCGAGUCGCCGCCAUGUCCGUCGCACAGCGUGUGGCCGAUGAGCUGGACGUCAAGCUCGGCGAAGAAGUCGGCUACAGCAUCCGUUUCGAGAACUGCACAGGACCCAAGACGCUGCUCAAGUACAUGACCGAUGGUCAGCUGCUGCGCGAGUCCAUGAACGACCCGGACCUGUCGCGCUACAGCUGCAUCAUGAUCGACGAGGCGCACGAGCGCACGCUUGCCACCGACAUUCUGAUGGCGCUGCUCAAGGGUCUGGCGCUCCGCCGGUCGGACCUCAAGAUUGUCAUCAUGUCCGCGACCCUCGACGCGCAAAAGUUCCAGCGCUACUUCCACAACGCACCACUCCUGGCCGUGCCCGGUCGUACUCACCCGGUCGAGAUCUUCUACACGCCCGAGCCCGAGAAGGACUACGUCGAGGCGGCUGUGCGCACGGUGCUGCAGAUCCACGCGACCGAGCCCGAGGGUGACAUCUUGCUCUUCCUCACAGGCGAGGACGAGAUUGAGGACGCGUGCCGACGCAUCAACCUCGAGACAGACGAGAUGAUCCGCGAGUCGGACGCGGGUCCUAUGACGGUGUACCCCUUGUAUGGCUCGCUUCCACCGCACCAGCAGCAAAAGAUAUUUGACAAGGCACCCGAUGCGUUCAAAAAGGGCGGCCGGCCGGGCCGCAAGUGCAUCGUGUCGACCAACAUUGCCGAGACGAGUUUGACGAUUGACGGCAUUGUGUACGUGGUGGAUCCGGGCUUUAGCAAACAAAAAAUCUACAACCCGCGGAUCCGCGUCGAGUCGCUGCUCGUGACCCCUAUCUCACGCGCAUCGGCCAAGCAGCGUGCGGGUCGUGCCGGACGUACGCGGCCUGGCAAGUGCUUCCGGCUGUACACGGAGAAGGCGUUCAAGCAGGACCUGAUUGAGCAGACAUACCCCGAGGUGCUGCGGUCGAACCUGAGCAACACCAUUCUGGAGCUGAAGAAGCUGGGCGUGGACGACCUGGUGCACUUUGACUUUAUGGACCCGCCACCGCCAGAGACCAUGAUGCGCGCGCUCGAGGAACUCAACUACCUGGCGUGCCUGGACGACGACGGCGAGCUGACGCAGCUCGGCAACUUGGCGAGCGACUUCCCGCUGGACCCGUCGCUGGCCGUGAUGCUGAUCACAUCGCCCGAGUUCUACUGCUCCAACGAGAUCCUGUCGAUUGUAUCGUUGCUGUCGGUGCCGCAGCUAUUUUUGCGACCGCCGGCGGCGCGUAAGCGGGCAGACGACGCCAAGGCGCAGUUCACACAUCCGGACAGCGACCACCUGACGCUCCUCAACGUGUACCACGCCUUCAAGGGCGAGGAACUCAAGGGCACGACGGACAUGCGCAAGUGGUGCCACGAGUGGUUCUUGUCGUACCGGCACCUGUCGACCGCGGACGACGUGCGGACGCAGCUCAAGUCGUACAUGGAGUCGCACGGCAUCGAGCUGGUGAGCACGCCGUGGGGUGACAAGGACUACUACACCAACAUCCGGCGGGCGCUGGUGUCGGGCUUUUUCAUGCAGGUGGCGCACCGGCAGGCGACGGGCAAGAUCUAUCGCACGAUCAAGGACAACCAGCCGGUGAUCAUCCACCCGAGCACGGGCUUGGCGACAGAUUUCGAGUGGGUGGUGUACAACGAGUUUGUGCUUACGAGCAAGCAGUACAUCCGGACGGUUACGGGCAUCAAACCGGAGUGGCUGCUGGACAUUGCGCCCAACUACUACGAUCUGUCGUCGUUUGAAGAGGGCGAGGCCAAGAUUGCGCUCAAGCGCGUGGCCGACAAGAUCAAGCGGAGAGAGGCCGUGCGGUCUGCAUGA
Molecule: messenger RNA, 2439 nt
Organism: Sporothrix brasiliensis 5110
Lineage: Eukaryota; Fungi; Ascomycota; Sordariomycetes; Ophiostomatales; Ophiostomataceae
Product: pre-mRNA-splicing factor ATP-dependent RNA helicase DHX15/PRP43
Exons: 1
Coding region: 1-2439 (812 amino acids)
Cellular component (GO): spliceosomal complex; intracellular anatomical structure
Molecular function (GO): RNA helicase activity; RNA binding; ATP binding
Source: RefSeq, a predicted model, not a curated record